AUGGCUGUUCAACGAAUACAACAUCAUAUUUUCGAGUUAGUCGCUCCAACAAUUGCUUUAAGCGCCAUUUUCAUCCUUCUCUUUGGACCUUUAUUCUUUCCUCGUGCAUAUAUCUGGUUCCUGUUAAUUUACUUUAUAACAUAUUUAUACAUAUCUAUGAAUCAUUUUCUUAAAUUUUGUCAUACCGUGCGAAAUAUUAAGAGAACAAUUCGAAAUUGGAACGUGUCACAAGAUCAAUCGACGCGUAAUUAUAAAGAGGUAAUUAAUAAGAGUACUGCAACCAGUAAUGGAAGGAUAACGCCGACAAGAAAUGGUUAUGCGUCGGUGUCUACGAGUGAUGAUUUCGAUUGCGAUAACAGAGCUAAUGAAAUGGAGAGAGCGGAUAAAAUACAUGAUGCUUAUUACAUUCAUGCUUUCGUCAUUCCAAAUUAUGAGGAACCCGAACCAUUAUUAAGAGACACCAUUAAAAGAUUGGAACAACAUAGGUAUGAUAGGAUAUUCUUUACGAAUAUUUUUUUCGCGAUAGAGCUAAUACUUUUCAAUAUAAUUGAUCUCAAAAGAAAUGCUACCGAUAAUUAUGUUAUCGUAUUGGCAAUGGAAGCGUCAGAGGUAGAUCAUCGGAUAAAGGCUGAUAAUCUCAAAAGGACUUAUGAUGGAUCUUUUCUUGAUUUUAUCAUAACGAUUCAUCCAAAGGAUUUACCUGGCGAAAGUCGAGGCAAAGGGAGCAAUGUGGCAUAUGCUGCUAGAACCGCAUGUGAUGAGUUGGUUCGUAAAAGGAUCGACAAAAGACGCGUGGUUUUCACCGUAACGGAUUCAGAUUCUGCUAUUCCGGAACUUUACAUCCGUCACGUUGAAAAGGCCUUGGCUGAAUCAUAUGAUCCUUACUCGAUAAUUUGUUCCCCUCCUAUCUUUUUCUCGAGAAAUGCACUUAAUGUACCAGCCGCAGUACGCGUCACGGACAUCAUGUGGUCCAUAAUGGUGAUGCAAAAUCUGAGUAAUCGGAAGGGAUUGGCGUUCCCUUGUUCGACGUAUAGUUUAAGCAUGGUUCUUGCUGAACAAGUUGGAUUCUGGGACACCGACAAGGAUGCGGUCGGUGAAGAUUUACACAUGUGGCUGAAAUGCUUUUUUAAAACCGGAGGAGUUUCUAGAACAAUUCCAAUAUACGUUCCUAUAAAUCUUACGAAUGUUCAAACAACUGGAUAUAUGUCAAACAUACACGCGCGUUGGGUUCAAGCAAAACGUCAUUACAAUGGAGUUGCCGAUGUCGCUUAUUCAUUGAAAUCUGCUUUUGGGGUUAGCAAGCAUUCUCCAGAUACAAAAUCACUUUUGGGAUCUUAUUCCGGACAAAAAAUUUUCAUGUCAUGUUCAUUGGCUGAUAAACUUACUGUUGUAUUUCACGUCUUGGAAGCUCACAUGAUUCCUGCAACCUCAGGAUGGAUCAUGUUUGCGGCUAUACCUUUAACACAAUUUUUACUCAUAUCCACAUAUUCACCUCUAUCAAAUUAUUAUCCAAAUUUUCAGAAUCCAAUUCAAACUUCAACAUUUUACUAUUACAUGUUUUACCUUAUACAAGCGGUUGGUAUAUUAUUACCUAUGCCUUUACUGAUGUGUGCCGUAUUAUACGAAGGUUUACAUAAGACAAUAGACCUUGAUUUGCUCAAAAAAAGUUCCAGUGAAACUAGAACAUGGAGAAAUGUUAUGGAUUACGUUUGGCUUCCUGUGAGCGCUUGGUUAUUUUUGACUUUGCCAAGUACAAUGGCUUGUGUAAAAAGAUUAACAAAAAGUGAGGAACAAUAUGUGGUAGCAGAAAAAUUAUUUUCAGAAGAACUAACAUAUUAA
This is a messenger RNA of Funneliformis geosporum, 1839 nucleotides long. Lineage: Eukaryota; Fungi; Glomeromycota; Glomeromycetes; Glomerales; Glomeraceae. The record is from the annotation of a GenBank genome assembly.